ACUUCCUGUAUAUCAGGUUACACAUCGAGCGCUCCCUUCCAUGCCCGUGGCUCUUGUACCGUUUGUUAAGGACACAUUAGAGGUCUCGUUUCGAGGCUAAGUCACAGCUUUUUAGACUGAUCCUCCACUGACCCGCGAUGCUUCACAGAAGCAGGAACCUAAAGUAUUUACUGAGCCUUGUUCCGGGUAAACGGCGACUUGGGACAUACCGGUUCCUUCCUGUCUUCUUUUGCAUCGGGGGCGUCAUGGAGUGGAUCAUGAUCAACGUGAGGAUCGGAAAAGAGACUUUCUAUGACGUCUACCGAAGAAAAAGAUCAGAACGAGAGUACCAGCAGAAGAUAACAGACGGACUAAUAGUUCCUGAGUCUGGAGCCAAGUGAACGAUGGCCAUCUGAGGACACAUUGUUGGACUGUUUGCUCUCUAUUUCUAUUUAAAGAGGUUAUAAUGAACUUGACUAAUAGCACGCUACAGGGUGAUGUAGCAUGCUAUUAAGGAAUCAAGAUUGAAAGGCUGAUGGAGAACUUCUAGCAUGCACAUUUUAUUGUUUAUAUGGUUUUCAGGCACAGCUGAGAUAAUGAGUAUGAUGUAAUGAUAAUCACAGCGAGUCCUGUAUGAGUAUGACUAUCGAUACAUUAAAAAUGCCACAGUGCAACCUGUCAACAGGCCAAAGUGUAACGAUAUAACAAGGAUGUUCUGUUCUGGAAGGUGAUAAAAACCAAGACAAACUCUUGCAUCUACAUCUUUAUAUCACAUCCUCUAAGGUUUACCUCUGUAAGAAACUCGCUUCGCCAGAUUCAGUCGUACCAUCCAAUAGGGAGAGCAUGUAGACAGAUGAAGCUGUUUGGGUGCAGCGACAGCUUGAUGGGGUUCCCUUCCAGUCUCACCUCAUCCAUGUUGGUCCGGAUGUAGUAACUGUCGUUACCGUCGCAGAAUGUCUCAUCUGUGAUUGUGGAUAUCUUGUUAUACUGCAGGGAACAAACGAUCCAUGAUGCAUUUAAAUCCUGCUCAACUGGCAGAAUAAAAAUGUAAUUGUUAUUGCA
Betta splendens (Siamese fighting fish) is the source of this 1041-nucleotide messenger RNA. RefSeq names its product ubiquinol-cytochrome-c reductase complex assembly factor 5. The transcript has 2 exons. The record is from RefSeq and is a predicted model, not a curated record. Bases 138 to 380 code for a protein of 80 amino acids. NCBI's taxonomy places the organism in Eukaryota, Metazoa, Chordata, Actinopteri, Anabantiformes, Osphronemidae.